AUGGAAGACAAUGUUCAUAUUGACAAGUUGCAGGUCGAUGCUGUAGUAGGACCUGAUUUUUGGGAUCGUAAGGAUCCACAGAGAUGUUUCAUUACUAUGAAGAUGUUGACGGAUUUCAAUAAAGCUGCCGCUAGUGAUGAUCUUCGAUACUCUCUAAACUACGCAGUCAUAUCGAAUGAUGUCACUAGAUUUAUCAAUUCUCAAAAUGAUUGGGGUUCGUUAGGCAAGGCUUCAAGGAUGACUUCUAACUAUUUAAUAUCCAAAUACCAAGGCAUUAAAAAUUUGGAAUUGAGUCUCCAAACGAAGACUGCUCAUGUGAGAUGCGAUGACAUUUCUGCCGUCGUGGACACCAGAAAUCAGGAUUACGACAUCUUACGGAUUUCUAACUUCAAAUUGUUAACAUUGUUGGGGGUUUUCACUUUUGAAAGGUUGCGUAAACAGUUUGUGACGAUUGACUUGGAAUUGCCAUGGACAAAGGACAGUUUACAUUCACCACCUUACAAGGGCAUUAUUGAUAACGUGGCAGAAUAUGUGGAAAAUUGCAAUUUCAAGACUGUGGAAAGUUUAGCAGAAUCUGUUGCCAAGGUUGUAUCACUAGAUAAAUAUUUCCAAGAACGUCCUGGAUUACCCAUCACAGUGAAGAUUAUUAAACUGAAUGCCAUAACCAAUACAGAUGGGGUUGGUGUGAGCUGUCAGAGAACUUCUAAAGAGUUAGAAUCGUUCCAAUUGUCGAACAAAGCUGUCCCUUCGAAAGGUACUAAAGAGUUCGAUCUACCCAUAUAUUCCGAUGAAAUCAAAACCAACACUGAUGAUAGAUGGAACAAGGCAUAUUUGGCAUUUGGGUCAAAUCUAGGUGACAGGUUUCAAAACAUUCAAUUGGCCAUAGAUCUUCUGAAAACGAAUCCUCAAGUGACAGUAAACCAAGUUUCUUCAUUAUUUGAAAGUGAACCGAUGUAUUUCACCAAUCAAAAUCUUUUCAUGAAUGGUUGUAUUGAGAUCAGUACCAACUUGAAGCCACUAGAAUUGCUCAAACUUUGUAAGGAAAUUGAAUACAAAGAGCUGAAGAGGGUCAAACAAAUCGAUAAUGGCCCCAGAACUAUUGACUUGGAUAUUAUCAUGUAUCUGAAUGCAGACAAUGAACAAGUUCUACUAAAUGAUUCCGAACUGACAAUCCCACACGCAAGAAUGUUAGAAAGGUCAUUUGUGCUAGAACCCCUUUGUGAAUUAGUACCGUUUGAUUUAAUCCACCCCUUGACUUGCGAACCAUUGACUAGCCAUUUAAGCCAAAUAUACGCCAAGGGUAAUUUAGAGGAUCAGUUGUGGAAAUUAAUCCCAUUGCCUACAAUCAAUGGCCACAAUCGGUUUCUCAAAUUUAAGACCGUUGAAAAAUUUGAUGAUUUUACUGGCAAGACAACAAUGGUUUCCCAAUCACCUUCAUACAUGAUGUGUGUCUUGAAUACAACACCGGAUUCAUUUUCAGAUGGCAAUGAAUUUUAUCACAAUCUGGAUAAGCAGUUAGAUCGUGUGCAGCACAUGUAUGAUGAAGGUUUGAAACUGCACGAUUCUAUCAUAAUUGACAUCGGAGGCUGUUCCACUAGACCAAAUUCAGAACAGAUCGAACAAGAUAUAGAAUUACAAAGAACGGUUCCCUUGAUUAAAGCCAUUAGAAGUCGCAAGGAUUGGGAACAAGAAAAAAUCAUUAUUUCCAUCGAUACCUACAGAUCUCAAGUUGCGUUGAAAACCAUUGAAGCAGGGGCGGAUAUGAUCAAUGACAUUUCAGGCGGAACUUUCGAUGCUUCCAUGUUUGACGUCGUUGCCCAACAUCCUGAAGUUUCCUAUGUCCUUUCCCACACAAGAGGCGACAUAUCCAACAUGGUUCAUAUGGCAAAAUAUGACGAUGACGGAUUAGAGUCAGGAGAUACUCAGACUAAAGAGUUUAUGUUCUACCAAAGACUUCCAUCCAAAACAGGAACCAAUGUCAUUCGAAGUAUUGCAAGGGAGAUUUCAGAUCGUUAUUCCUGGGCAUUACUCAAAAAUGUCCGUCGUUGGCAAUUAGUGUUAGAUCCUGGGCUUGGAUUCGCCAAAAAUGGCAAGAACAACUUGCAAGUAAUAAGACAUUUAUCCCUUUUGAAAAACUAUUGUAAAUUUACAAAGGAUGGUGAAUACGUGAAUUUCCGGAAUAUCCCAAUACUAGUGGGACCUUCUAGAAAGGCAUUCAUUGGUAAAAUCACGGAUGAACCGGAUGCAAGUAAGAGAGAUUUCGCUACAGGUUCGGUGAUAACAUCAUGCGUUGGAUUUGGCGCUGAUGUGAUCAGAAUUCACGACUAUGCCAACUGUUCGAAGGCGAUAAGGAUGGCAGAUGCAAUUUACAAGGGUGUCUAA
Messenger RNA from Zygosaccharomyces rouxii, 2382 nucleotides. RefSeq names its product trifunctional dihydropteroate synthetase/dihydrohydroxymethylpterin pyrophosphokinase/dihydroneopterin aldolase FOL1 (gene FOL1). Bases 1 to 2382 code for a protein of 793 amino acids. Gene Ontology annotation, molecular function: dihydroneopterin aldolase activity; dihydropteroate synthase activity; 2-amino-4-hydroxy-6-hydroxymethyldihydropteridine diphosphokinase activity. Gene Ontology annotation, cellular component: mitochondrial envelope. The transcript has a single exon. The record is from RefSeq and is a predicted model, not a curated record. Gene Ontology annotation, biological process: tetrahydrofolate biosynthetic process. NCBI's taxonomy places the organism in Eukaryota, Fungi, Ascomycota, Saccharomycetes, Saccharomycetales, Saccharomycetaceae.